AUGGACACUCCCAUUGAUACUGUCAAGGAGGCAAAGAGACAUACGCACACCUACAGCUUUUUUCGAGAGCCGUUGACCGCCUUAGAGGGUUUGAGUUCGUUAAUGACCGCUUUCUGCUUGAAGAGUUUCACGGACAAUUAUGGGAAUAUCUUGACUUUGUUGGAAACCGUGGUUGAUACUCCUGCUUUGCAAACUUUGAUGCAAUUCUAUGAUCCUGAAAUGAGGUGUUUCACGUUCCAGGAUUACCAGUUGGCUUCGACAUUGGAAGAGUACUCUAUUAUUCUUAAUCUCAAGGUAAAAAGCGAAGUGCCAUUCAUCGACAUUCCUAAAGAUUUGAAUUUCAAGUUGAUUGCUGCUGCUCUUUAUUUGAGCAUAAAAGAAGUAUCUGAUAAUUGGAAGUCGAAUGGAGGUGUCUCGGGGUUCUCUUUGAAGUUUGUGGUGAGAAAAGCUAAAGAGGAAUUUGAGAAAAAGAAUUGGAACGCGUACAAUGCAUUGCUUGCUGUGGCUAUUUACGGGAUUGUGAUGUUCCCGAAUGUUCCCAAUUUUGUAGACUCGGCCGCGGUACACAUCUUCAUGGGAAAGAAUCCUAUUCCUACUUUGUUGGCUGAUACUUACUAUGCCGUUCAUUCCCGAUAUGAGAAAGGUGGUGGUGCUAUCACUUGUUGCCUUCAAUUGUUGUUCAUCUGGUUCCUCUCUUUGCUGCCCAGCAAAGGACCUUUUGUGAAGACAAGGGAGACACUUAAGUGGACCCGCAGGAUUAUGUCACUUACUUCUUAUGAUAUUCAGUGGCAAAAGUAUCGAAUUAAUGUUUCUGAAGUGAUUGUUGGGUGUGGGUCGGAUCCAGAAAAGUUGAAGGAGAUAAUUGUGGCUUGGAAGAAGAUUCGUAAGCAUAAUGGAGCCCAUUUAGGGAAGAAGGAAUCACUUGCUUUGACACCGUAUGUUGAAUGGAUUGUAAAACGGGUCGGAAGCUUGUUGCUGCCAUAUGAUAGAGUUGCACCACUUCAAAAGCAACCUCCUUUGAUUCUAUCCGAAUUUGUGCCAACAGAACUUUACAAGGAUGCUUUGGUUACCAACUACAGGUUGCAUGAAAGAGAGCAAGAGACCAAUUUGAAGUUCUUUGAAGAGAGAGAUGCAAAGAUGAGGUUGAUGCACCAGCUCAAGCAAUUCGAAGGCGCAAGUUCAAGUCAAGCUAGUACCCGGAGGCAUCCCUAUGAGUUGCUAGAGGAAGAUUUGUAUCAGAAGCAGCAAGAGUGUCUACAGUUACGGAGAUCAGAGAGUAGUCUUAAGAGGCAGAAGCGGGAUUCAGAUAAACAGCUAGCAGAAGAGAAGGCUAAGACCGCUCGACUUGAAGAAGAACUAAGAAGACUCCGAGCCCAGCGGAGAAGAGAUGGAGGAGUUCAUUCUGUUACCAGGCGAUCCUAG
Vicia villosa (hairy vetch) is the source of this 1422-nucleotide messenger RNA. RefSeq lists its product as uncharacterized. The transcript has 2 exons. The coding region runs from base 1 to 1422 and encodes 473 amino acids. Lineage: Eukaryota; Viridiplantae; Streptophyta; Magnoliopsida; Fabales; Fabaceae. The record is from RefSeq and is a predicted model, not a curated record.